AAGUUUUUCAAAACUUUCUGGAGGUUAACGGAGAAUUGCAGCAGCCGUGGCCGAGCUGCGGAGGAUAACAGGGGACUGGAACCUACGCUUCCCGACUGGCUUUAUGAAAGAUUCCCCGUCGAUUUUGGAGACUUUAUUUUUUUGUGAACACAAUAAAGGAUGUAUUUUUACUGAAAGCCCACACUGAAACGCUGGAAACUUUUCCAUCGAAAUGGAAGGGAAUAUUCCAUGGAUUAUUUUCUUGUUUUUCUUGUUUAUGCAGACUUGUCAAGGGAUCCGUUGCGCGGAUAAAUACAGACCUUGUGAAAAUGGGGGGACAUGCUUAGAAUCAACCUCUCAGUGCAGAUGCCGCCCCGGAUUCAUUGGUCCUCUCUGUCAUCACCUGGAUCCCUGUCAUCGAUCGCCGUGUCUAAAUGGAGCAGCUUGCAAGAGCCAGGUGGUUAAUGGUAUUCCACAAUAUUCCUGCGUGUGCCAGCGAGGGUUCAGAGGCCAAGAUUGUUCCCUCAUUGAUGCCUGUGCCACCAGUCCCUGUGCCAAUGGGGCUCGUUGUGCCAACUGGAAUAACCACUACAAUUGUUCCUGCCCACCUGGCUUCCAGGGAAAGAACUGCCGCAAUGACAUUGAUGAGUGCCGCAAGCCUGUCUUGUGUCUUAACGGUGGCGUCUGCAGUAACACCCAUGGGUCCUUCCGUUGCCAGUGCCAACCUGGAUACAGCGGACGUACAUGUGAGGUGUCCACCCUUCCAUGUGCCCCUUCUCAGUGUCUUAACGGGGGCACCUGUCGACAAACCAGUGACCAUUCCUAUGAGUGUGCUUGUCUACCAGGGUUUGAGGGACACAACUGUGAGAAUAAUGUGGACGACUGUCCAGGUCACAAAUGUAUGAAUGGAGGAAUAUGCGUGGAUGGUGUCAACACCUACAACUGUCAGUGCCCACCAGAAUGGACAGGACAAUACUGUGCUGAAGACGUCAACGAGUGUCUCAUGCAACCCAACGCCUGCCAUAACGGAGGCACUUGCUUCAACACCAUUGGGGGUCAUACCUGUGUCUGUGUCAACGGCUGGACUGGAGAUGAUUGCAGUGAGAACAUUGAUGACUGCGCAAUCGCAGUUUGCUUCAAUGGAGCAACCUGUCAUGAUCGUGUAGCAUCCUUCUUCUGCGAGUGCCCAGUUGGAAAAACCGGUUUGCUCUGCCACCUUGAUGAUGCAUGUGUGAGCAACCCCUGCAAUGAGGGGGCAGUGUGUGACACCAACCCCCUUAAUGGUCGGGCUAUCUGCACGUGCCCUGCUGGCUUUGUUGGAGGUGCCUGCAAUCAGGACAUGGAUGAAUGUUCCAUUGGUGCCAAUCCAUGUGAGCAUUUUGGGAAAUGUGUGAACACUGAAGGCUCCUUUCAGUGUCAGUGCGGACGUGGAUAUGCUGGACCGCGUUGUGAGAUUGACAUCAACGAAUGCCUUUCAAUGCCAUGCCAGAAUGAUGCCACUUGCCUGGACCGCAUUGGGGAGUUCACCUGCAUCUGCAUGCCAGGAUACAUGGGCACCUACUGUGAGACUGACAUAGACGACUGUGAGAGCAACCCAUGUGUAAAUGAUGGCAUCUGUCGGGACAUGGUCAAUGGCUUCACGUGCACCUGCCAGCCAGGGUUUACCGGUACCAUGUGUCAGAUUGACAUAGAUGAGUGCGCCAGCACGCCUUGCCAGAAUGGAGCCAAGUGCUACGACCGACCGAACGGGUUCGAGUGCCGCUGUGCUGAAGGUUAUGAAGGAACUCUCUGUGAGAGUAACAUCAACAACUGUCAGCCUGACCCAUGCCACCAUGGUACGUGCAUCGAUGGCAUUGCCAGCUACACGUGCAACUGUGAACCUGGCUACACCGGGUAUCGCUGUGAGAAUCAGCUCAAUGAGUGCCACAGCAACCCUUGUCAGAAUGGGGGCAAGUGUGUGGACCUGGUAAACAAGUACAUCUGCCAGUGCCAACAUGGAACCUCAGGUACAAACUGCGAAAUAAAUUUCGACGAUUGUGCUAGUAACCCAUGUGACUAUGGCAUCUGCAAAGACGGCAUCAACCGCUAUGACUGUGUUUGCAAACCAGGCUUCACUGGUCCCAAGUGUAACGUGGAAAUAGAUGAAUGUGCAUCAAGCCCCUGUAGAAAUGGGGGGACAUGUGUGGAUGAAGAGAACGGAUUCCACUGCCUGUGUCCUGAGGGCUUCAAGCCUCCUUACUGUUACUCGCAGGUGGACGAGUGUGGCAGCAGCCCAUGCGUCCACGGCUCAUGCAGGGAUGAUAUAAAUGGUUACCGAUGUGACUGUGAGCCCGGAUGGGUGGGGAAGAACUGUGACCUGGACAGGAACGACUGUUUGCCAAGUCCCUGCCAAAAUGCAGGCACAUGCAUCGACCAGCUCAAUGGCUUCACCUGCAAGUGUCGCCAAGGCUUCAAAGGCAACCUCUGCCAGAUGAACAUCAACGAAUGUGCAUCCAGUCCCUGCCUGAACAAAGGCAUCUGUGUGGAUGGUGUGGCCAGCUUCACCUGUCGCUGUGAGCUUCCUUACAGCGGACCUACCUGUGCAGAGGUCCUCACCCCCUGCUCCCCCAACCCUUGUGCCAACAACGCUGUGUGCUCACACACACCGGAUUACCUGGGCUAUCAGUGUAACUGCCAGCAAGGAUGGCAAGGUCAGCUGUGCAACAUUGAUGUCAAUGAGUGCAUCCUGAAUCCCUGCAAGAAUCGUGGGACAUGCACCAACACACUUGGAGGAUUUGUGUGUGCAUGCAGAGCUGGAUACACUGGGCUGACCUGUGAAACUGACAUCAAUGACUGCGCUUCUAAUCCAUGUUUGAGUGGAGGUUCCUGCACAGACGGUGUCAACUCCUUCCACUGUAGCUGUCUACCGGGUUUCACUGGGCCCCGCUGUGCUCUCGAGAUAAACGAAUGCCAGAGUUCGCCCUGCAAAAAUGGAGGCACAUGCACAGACUAUGUAAACUCCUACACCUGCACUUGUAGGCCUGGCUUUACUGGCAUCCACUGUGAAAACAACAUCCCUGACUGUACUGAAAGUUCUUGCUUCAAUGGAGGGACAUGCACAGACAAAAUUAAUGGCUAUUCCUGCACCUGCCGCUCUGGCUUCACUGGUUCCCACUGCCAGUAUGAGGUCAAUGAGUGCGACUCCCAGCCCUGUCUCAAUGGGGGAAUCUGUCAAGAUGCCCUGGAGUCUUUCCGCUGCUCCUGUCCCAAGGGUUAUACUGGCAACCGCUGCCAGACACCAGUAGAUUGGUGCAGACGCUCAUCUCCCUGCCAAAAUGGAGGCCGCUGUCGCCAAAAAGAUGCUUCCUUUAACUGUGAUUGUCCUUUUGGCUGGUCUGGUCGCUACUGUGACAUCCCAAGGGUCUCAUGUGAGACGGCUGCCCGCAAAAGAGGUCUCCAGACAGAUGAGCUCUGCCAUCACGGUGGUCACUGUGUGAACACUGGAAACGCCCACUAUUGUAAAUGCCCUGCUGACUACACGGGGAGCUAUUGUGAAAGCCAAGUGGAUCACUGUGAAGACAAACCCUGUCGCAAUGGUGCCACCUGCAGGGGAUAUGUUGGGGGGUAUCAGUGUGAUUGUAUGCCAGGAUACACUGGACAGAACUGUGAGAUGGAGAUCAACGAGUGCCAGUCUCAUCCAUGUCAGAAUGGAGGCACUUGCAUUGAUCUGGUGGGACAUUAUAUCUGCUCCUGCCCUCCUGGGACAAUGGGUGUUCUCUGUGAGAUCAAUGAAGAUGACUGCGCCCCACCCCUGAGACUACGCAAUGCUCCUCCUAAGUGCCUGAACAACGGCACUUGUGUGGACAGAGUGGGCGGAUACCGCUGCAACUGUCCACCGGGGUUCACGGGAGAAAGAUGCGAAGGCGACAUAAACGAAUGCCUGUCUAAUCCCUGCAGUCCUUCCAAUAGCCUCGACUGCAUCCAGCUGCCUAAUGAUUACCAGUGCAUCUGCAAGCCCGGCUUCACAGGCCGGAGGUGCCAGAGCAAGUUCAGUGCAUGUGAGUCUCAUCCUUGUCAAAAUGGAGGAGCAUGCUCAGUAUCUAGGAGCUCUGCACUAGGAUACACCUGUACAUGUGAACUAGGUUAUACUGGACCCAACUGCGAACGAAGUAUGACCUGCCGGGAGCUGUUCUGUUACAAUGGGGGGAGCUGUGCACCUACCACAUGGGGGGCACGCUGUACCUGCCUUCCAGGUUAUGGUGGACCCCAGUGUCAGCAUCGUAGCAAUGAAGGCUGCUCAUCGAAGCCCUGCAGGAAUGGCGGCUUGUGCACCGAGGAGACCAGCUUCCCAUAUUUUCACUGUCAGUGCGCAAGUGGCUGGAAGGGAAAACGCUGCGAGCAGACCUCUGCAACCAUCGAACCCCGAACGCCGCUGUGUCCGAUAGCGGACUGUCACGACAAAGCAAAUAACGGCCUCUGUGACAAAGAGUGCAAUACAAUGCCCUGCCGCUGGGAUGGCGGCGACUGUUCCCUAGCAGUGGACCCCUGGGCUCGUUGUGCAGACCCCCAGUGCUGGCGUGUGUUCAACAACAGCAAAUGUGAUGAGUCGUGCAACAAUGCCGAAUGUCUGUAUGACAACUUUGACUGUAAAGACACGGGGAAGGUUUGCAAUCCAAUAUAUGAAACCUACUGCAUCGACCACUUCGCCGACGGGCGCUGCGACGAGGGCUGCAACAGGGAGGAGUGUGGCUGGGAUGGCUUGGAUUGCGCAAGGACGGUUCCGGAGGUGCUCGCCGACGGUAUCUUGGUUUUGGUGGUUCUGCUGCCUCCGGAGGAGCUUCUUCGCACUAGCACGGCCUUUCUGCAGAAAUUAAGCGCCAUUUUACACACCACCCUGCGCUUCCGCCUGGACGACAACGGGGAAGCCAUGAUCCGCCCAUAUACUCGCCAGGAGGCGCGCUUCAAGAGGGAGCUGCAGCCUCACCAGGACGUCAUUGGGUCAGUCGCGCACACGUUUAGCGUAAAAUACAAAGGCCUGUGUCUGAUUUUGCAUUGCAUUAAACACUGUUUUCUAUGUUGUCCCUUUAGCUCGAUAGUUUACCUGGAAAUAGACAACCGCCUGUGCUCUCCGGACUUUAAUGACUGCUUCCAAACAGCGAACAGUGCAGCAGACUACCUAGGGGCCCUGUCUGCUGCAGAAAUGCUCCGCUUUCCCUACCAAAUCGAAAAAGUCACUACAAUUGAUAAGGUGGACCCUGGUCCUGUCAUACCUGAAUGGGCCAAGCUGAUGCUGGCAGGGAUCGUCUCUGCGUUUGUUUUCAUCAUUCUUAUAAUCGGCAUGUUGAUUGCUCGAAGAAAGAGAGAGCACAGCACCCUUUGGAUCCCUGAGGGCUUUUUCCUGAAGAAGGAGCCCAGCAGUAAUAAAAACCGCAGGGAACCUGUUGGUCAGGACGCUCUAGGAAUGAAACACAUGCCAAAAACUGUGGAGGAAUCACUCCUUGGAGAUCACAGCGACCAGUGGAUUGACGCAGACUGUCCAGAGGCAAAAAGGCUCAAGGUUGAAGAACCAAGUAUGCUGUCAGACAGUGAAGAUGCAGUGGACAGCCGACAGUGGACUCAGCAUCAUCUUGCAGCUGCAGACAUUCGCGUGCCUCCCACCAUGGCCCUCACCCCACCCCAAGGAGAGUUCGAGAGUGACUGCAUGGACGUUAAUGUCAGGGGCCCAGAUGGUUUCACGCCGCUGAUGCUGGCGUCGUUCUGUGGCGGCGGCAUCGAGUCUGAGGUGGCGGAGGAGGAGGAGAGCGAGGAAUGCUCCGCCAACAUCAUCUCCGACCUGAUCUAUCAGGGGGCGUCGCUUGCCGCCCAGACCGACCGCACCGGAGAGACGGCGCUGCACCUGGCCGCUCGCUACGCCCGCGCCGAUGCUGCAAAGAGGCUGCUGGAUGCAGGGGCGGAUGCAAAUGCACAGGACAACACUGGACGAACGCCGCUACACGCAGCAGUGGCUGCAGAUGCACAGGGUGUCUUCCAGAUUCUAAUUCGAAACCGUGCUACGGAUCUGGACUCCCGUAUGUAUGACGGCUCCACUGCUCUGAUCCUGGCUGCGCGACUGGCAGUUGAGGGCAUGGUGGAGGAGCUCAUCACCUGUCAUGCAGAUGUCAAUGCAGUGGAUGAAUUGGGUAAAUCCGCUUUACAUUGGGCCGCUGCCGUCAACAAUGUGGAUGCAACUAUUGCCUUGCUGAAAAAUGGAGCAAACAAAGAUAUGCAAGAUCUCAAGGAGGAGACCCCUCUGUUCCUUGCAGCGCGGGAAGGCAGCUUGGAGGCUGUUAAAGUGCUGCUGGUUCACUUUGCAAACAGAGAGAUCACAGACCACAUGGACAGGUUGCCAAGAGACAUUGCCCAGGAGCGCAUGCAUCACGAUAUCGUUCAGCUCCUUGAUGAGUACAACACAGUAAGAAGUCCCCAGGGUCACGGCGGGGCUGGACAUCACCUUGCUGGGGGACACACUCUGUCUCCUCUCAUGUGCCCGCCCAGCGCCUUCCUGCCCAGCCUGAAGAACACCCCACAGGGCAAGAAGAACCGUCGGCCGGGGGCCAAGGGCUCCAGCCUGGGAGGUCAGCAUGCUACCAGCCUGAAGGAGUCGGUCAAGGCUCGCAACAAGAAGCUGACCCUGGACAUGCAAAGUGCCUUACUGGAAAGCUCAGUUACCCUGUCGCCGGUUGACUCACUGGACUCUCCCCACGGGGGAGCUAGCAAUGCUGGCUACAUCACUAACCCCACUUCACCUGUGGCCAUGCAGUCGCCAGGACUUUUCCACUCCUCCAUGUCGGUGCCAAACACCCCCAUGGUGCACACCAGCAUGUUGGAGGGAGGUGGCCCCUUCGCUGUGUCUCUAGCCCAGCUCAGUGACCUUGGAGCUGGAGGAAUGUCUAUGCAGGGUCGCGUCUCCAUGGCCUCCGAUGUCAACCACGGCUACGUGCUGAGCUCUGGCCAGAUGGGGCUCAACAUGGGCAUGGUCAGUCCCGUCAGUGUGCCCUUUGACUGGCACAACCGGAUGCCCCCUUCCUCCCAGUGUGGCCAGCAGGUAAUGAAUCUUGUGCAAAGUAGCCAAGGAGGCAUGCACCCCCAGAGCCCAGCUAUGCAGCAGCAGAGCAUGCUAAUGCACCAACAGCAGCUCUACCGCAACACAAUGCUACAGCCCACACCAGUUACCUCCACACCCACUAUCAGCCCAGUUAAGCUGCCCUCCAUCGCUGAGCAGCAGCAGCAGCAGCAGCAACAGCAGCAGCUCAUCAAUCACACCAUCACCACCCAACAGAACACACUCCGCAUGAGUACCUCCACCCCACCCACGCCCCAGACGUCACAGCCCGCACCAUCAUCCUUUUUCCAGCAGCAGCAGCAGCAGAUGCCUCAGCAACAACCUCAACCCCAGCCUUCGACUCAGCCCCCACAAGCAGCCACGUCAGCCCAGCCCAUUCAGGGCCUUCCCUCCCAGCCUAGUAGCAGCACUGCAGGAACAGAGGAUUACCCAACCCCUCCGUCCCAGCACAGCUACUCAUCCACGCAAGAUGCCACACCCAAGCAUUAUCUCCAUCUGCCCAGCGAGCACCCCUACCUGACCCCCUCACCCGAGUCUCCCGAGCCCUGGUCCAGCCCUUCUCCUCACUGCGUCUCUGAUUGGUCAGAUUCAACACCCAGCCCGGCUGUUGCUGGCCCAGCCCAGACCCAAAUUACUCAAAUCCCAGAGGCCAAUGGCAAGAUGCAGGUGUUUGCGUGAAGAUCCCGUGGCCUCUGCUUGAAAAGGGACCUGGGGCAAAAGAAUUCAUGGACUGGCUCUUGAGCCUGUCUGUGUUACUGUACGUCAGCCUGUUUCCAAGAUUUUCUUUGGAUUUGGAUUGACUGUGUUUAUGAUGAGGACCGUCUGCUAGUGAUUUCUGCAGAGAAAAAAGUAAAGGGAAAUGUGUGUUGUCUGGAAAAACUACAGACAAUUUAAUGAAGUAAUUCUGUCACAGAUGGACUUGUUUUUAUUAUAAAAAGUAUAUGAAGAAAACCAAGUCUUUAAUUUCAAAGACUUAGGGAUGCUCUCCGGAAAACUAACAAACAUUUAAAAAGUAGAUAAAAGAAAAAGUUAAAUGUUGAAGGGAAUUCAUUUAUUUUUAUUUAUUGUUUUUAUUGCUCCAAACUACUUUUUUAGUUCCUUACCCUCUUUCUAUUCUAGUGUUGUCACAUAAUGGGCCACCUCCUCAUAUUUUAUGCAGACUGCCUACAUUUCUAUUUAGCCAGUGUUGGUAAAAUAAUAUAAUUCUUUAUUGAGACCAGUUAACAGAGAGAAAGGGAAAUUGUCUUCUCUUGACUGAUAUUUAUUUAGAUUGACAACAGCUGGCAAAUACUAUAAACUGGUUCUAGCAAAUGUGUAUUAAAAAGUUGCUCGACGGUAGUGAUAUGUUGAGUUGAUUGAAUUGUGGUAAAUGAUUACUUUCCAUAUGAGUAUUAUGAAUGAGAAUGUAGAUGAGUGUCUCUGAAGCACUUCAAGUGACCAGCUUCAUAGGGCAAGUCUGGCUCAAAUAACUACAACAAUGUAUAUUUAUAAUAUAUGGGUGGCAUUUAUGUCCGUGUCAGUUUUACUUAAUUACGAACUAAAUGAGCAGAGUCAAAUGUAAGUGUUGUGUUCACAUUUCAAGUGUAGCUCCUCCUCGCUGACUGUCGGGACCCUGACCUCCAGUUCUGCUGCCAGCCUUGACUCCUUCAGUUUUGAUGCAUGUAUUGAUUCACUUUAAAAAAUGUUAUACGAAAUCAGCCUCCACUGCCCUUUUUAGUUUGUUACAAUACUUGUUUGGUUUAUUGUUUUAUACUUUGUAUAUAUUUGUGGAAACCUUCGAUACUUUUUUAAAGAUCACUUCAGAUGUACUAAGCUAUGCUUACCAGCUGCUAUUUUAUAUCACUCUUCCCUGCAAACAUUCCUACAUGUUACCCGUUGGGUAGCGUCUGGACAUUGUGCCUUUCAGCAGCUUCAGACAGUUUAGAACUAGGAUGGACAGGUGGGUUGCUUGGUCGCCCUUCGCUGAGCUAAACUGAUACAGUCUUGAUCCUGCCAUCCUGGCAGCAGAGGGGCCAUCGGCACUCUCGCCUCGUCUCUGUCUACGGUGGAGUGGCUGCUGGGCUGUGACUGCUUAUGCCCUGUCACUCCUCAGGGAGGUGUUUUAUGGCAUGCAGUCGGACAGAUCCUCUGCAUCUAGAGUAGCUAGGGUCCAGGCGCCAUGGAGUCGCAUCCUAAGACGACUGCUAAAAGAGACUGAAGUUAAAACACUACUAUGUAGUGCUGCAUCCCUUUAGAUUUGGAGAUGACGCUCCCAUCCAUCUAGCUAACGCCCGCUGUAAAGUCUGACCGACUCUCCAUCCUCACAUGCCAUCUCUGUAGGAUAGAGGUUGUGCUCUCCAUAGUGUAUUGUUGAUUUCUCAUCUUAAAGUCAAUUGAUAAUUGUAGAUUCUUGAAACAAUAACUCCUUGCGCCAUCAUAAACUGAAACGACCAGGCCGCCACUUUUAGCUGUUCGUUUAGUGGAGGCCUAACACUGCUCAUAGUUGUGUCAUGAACUGAGUUAUCGUUCAUUCCUUAUUGUAUUGUAUUCUAUUCACUCAGCUACUUUCCUGUCAAACCUGAGAAAUGUUGACAUUGUCGUUCACCGUUCUCUUCAACCUAUACUUGCAACAAAAAUGUUUUUUUUUUAUUUUUAUAUAUAUAACUGGUAUUUCAGUUUCCCUACUAGGUCGCACUAAGUUCUUUUUGUACAUUUCAACAGCUUUCUGUUUGUAAAUUUCUUUUUCUGGGUAGAUCUUCAAGAAGUCUUACAUUUCUAAAAUGAUUGUUAUGUACUAAAAAUUUCAAAAAUAAAACGUACUUCAUUUAGCAUUAUUUGAAGAUGAGGCUGUGAUUUUAUUGAUCUUGUGUUAUUAGAACAGUCAGAUAUUUCUACCAAUAUUAAUUUCAAUACUUAAAAGUAGUCCAAAAUCAUUGUACAUGAAACCUUUCCACAGUUUUCUUUAUACAGUCAAAAGUUGUAAAAUAAGUUACGUAUAAUAAAAACUGUAGGGAACUAC
Messenger RNA from Betta splendens (Siamese fighting fish), 10058 nucleotides. RefSeq names its product notch receptor 3 (gene notch3). The coding region runs from base 212 to 7738 and encodes 2508 amino acids. Gene Ontology annotation, biological process: heterophilic cell-cell adhesion; Notch signaling pathway; establishment or maintenance of epithelial cell apical/basal polarity. NCBI's taxonomy places the organism in Eukaryota, Metazoa, Chordata, Actinopteri, Anabantiformes, Osphronemidae. The record is from RefSeq and is a predicted model, not a curated record. Gene Ontology annotation, molecular function: signaling receptor activity; calcium ion binding; protein binding. The transcript has 32 exons. Gene Ontology annotation, cellular component: protein-containing complex; plasma membrane.